AUGGCAAUUGCUUUGGCUGAGGCAGACAAGUAUGAGGUGCUGGAGAGAAUUGGUUGUGGUUCCUUUGGAAUCAUCCGAAAGGUCAAGCGGAAGAACGAUGGUUUGAUCCUCUGUCGCAAAGAGAUCAACUACAUCAAAAUGUCCCAGAAGGAGCGAGAGCAGCUCACGGCCGAAUUCAACAUCUUGAGCUCCCUCCGUCACCCCAACAUCGUCGCUUACUACCAUCGUGAACAUCUCAAAGCGAGCCAAGACCUAUACCUGUACAUGGAAUAUUGCGGUGGCGGAGACCUGAGUAUGGUCAUCAAGAACCUGAAAAAGACAAACAAAUUUGCGGAAGAGGAGUUCGUCUGGCGCAUCCUGGCACAGCUGGUGACAGCACUAUAUCGCUGCCACUAUGGUACGGACGCGCCGGAAAUCGGGUCAAACGUCCUUGGUCCUGCCCCCAAGCCCUCCGGUCUGAAGGGGAAACAGGCACAAAUGACCAUUCUGCAUCGCGACUUGAAGCCCGAAAACAUCUUCCUGGGUAAUGACAACACAGUCAAGCUUGGUGACUUUGGUUUAUCCAAGUUGAUGCACUCUCACGACUUCGCAUCCACCUACGUGGGAACUCCCUUCUACAUGUCCCCGGAGAUCUGCGCUGCAGAGAAGUAUACUCUUCGUUCCGACAUCUGGGCAGUUGGCUGUAUCAUGUACGAGCUGUGCCAGAAGGAACCCCCAUUCAAUGCCAGGACCCAUAUCCAGCUGGUGCAAAAAAUUCGGGAGGGGAAGUUCCCCCCUCUACCAGAGUUCUAUUCUCCCGAAUUGAGAAACGUCAUCGCGAGUUGCCUGCGCGUCAACCCCGACAACCGACCCGAUACCGCUGCCUUGAUCAAUCUCCCUAUUAUUCGCUUGGUCCGAAAAGAGAAAGAGGUUGUCGACAUCGGCAGAACGCUGCGAAAGCGUGAGGAGGUCGCUUUGCACAAAGUCAGGGACAUGGAGCAGAACGUCCUCAAGAUCGAAAAGGAAAAACAACAAAUGAAAGCAGAGAUCGAAAGCACUGUUCGCAGAGAAUGGGAAGUGAAAGCUAGACUAGAAAUUGACCGUCAAGUGCAGAACGAACUCGAAAAAUUGCGAAGGAGGUUCGACUUCGAGGUUCACGAGAGAGUUGGUAUGGAACUGGAGAAGCACAAGAGAAACAGCAAUGCCCAUAACGACAGCGGAUUCCAGUCCAGCCACACAUCGCAAUCCUCUGGGGAUGAUCAGGAACCUUCGAAUACUGACAUCAGUCACCUGUCCCUGGAGUCGCCUUCGGCAAACGGGAACAAGGCAAUCAAGAAGGAGACCCGUACUCCGCUGUGCCGUUCCAAGACCGUGAUUGACUCCCCUAUCGACAUACAAAUGGCCGAGCCUUCUCCAAUGUCGAUUGCUUCCCUUUCGUUGUCGCCACGUCGUGCGGCCGCACAGAAUAAUGGUCCAGGCAAGAAUAUCUUCGCGGACCCAGAACGGCACAAGCCUAAAUGGGAACCAGCUCUGACAUACUCUGACGACGAGGACGAUACUCCCGACCUGCCUUCGCCGACGCGUCCCAAGGUCAGACCCGACCCAUUCAAGGCCCCUGCUCGGCCACUUUUGCGGCAGAACACCGCGGCCUUCAUGCAAAAACUAAGCAGCCAGCCUUCGCUUUUCCCAGCCAACCAAUCUAGAUUGCCUCAAGCAUCGGGUAAUAAUGGCCAGAAUGAGGCAAGACCCAAAUCACCUCACCGUCGCUUGUCUAAGAUUCCAUCCUCUGCAAACCUUGCCGCCGAUGCCGGAUCUCCCACCCGCAAGACUGGUUCCAAACAACUCACGUCUAAGGCAAACGGUGGCGGGGAAGAGAUGUUCAAGGCUGUGAUGCAGCGCAACAUGGGUGGCAGGACCCUGGUGGAGCUUGCACAGGCCAGAGCCGGAGGUCGACCCCUCGAUGAGGUGAAGCGGUGCGCAAGUGACUCGCGUACUUCGAGCUCUAAUCCCCUCAAGUCAUCUGAUCGCGAGCCACCAGCAGUGUGGGAUCCCGAGAGGGAUGAAAUGCCCAGUCCCUUCUUGAACCGUGGAAAGAAGGUCAUCCGCAACUUGAGGUGA
Molecule: messenger RNA, 2097 nt
Organism: Aspergillus chevalieri
Lineage: Eukaryota; Fungi; Ascomycota; Eurotiomycetes; Eurotiales; Aspergillaceae
Gene: nimA
Product: serine/threonine protein kinase nimA
Exons: 3
Coding region: 1-2097 (698 amino acids)
Biological process (GO): chromosome segregation; protein phosphorylation
Cellular component (GO): cytoplasm; centrosome; nucleus
Molecular function (GO): protein kinase activity; ATP binding
Source: RefSeq, a predicted model, not a curated record